AGUGAUAUUAUUUCAACAAUUAUGUCGAUUUUACGAGCGGUUAAUGAUUAUGCUCUAGAACAGUUACGAGUAAGCGCUGUCAAACCGAGAGUCACACUUUGGGUCGAUGCAUUCUUAUCAGUGGAUCAUCAUAUAAACGAGGAUGACUUAUUAAGAAAUGAAAUAGAUGGACCUUUCGUACAAACUUUAAUUAUGAAUUUAGAAGGUUUACUUCAAAGUUUUAAGGGAAGUUUAACAGCAUCUAAUUAUGAUGCUUUAAUUGGUCUUCUUACUGCUGAAGUAACAGCUCGUUUAGAAAAAGUUGUAUUAAAGUCUACUUUUAACAGAGCGGGAGAUCUUAUACUUGAUAAAGAAGUAAGGUCAUUAGCAAGUUACUUAGCCGCUGUUACCUUAUGGUCUGUACGUGAUAAAUUUGCACGAUUAACGCAAAUAGCUACUAUAUUAUGCGUUGAAAAAGUAGAAGAACUAGUAAAUUAUUGUGGUGCAGAUGCAAUAGCAUGGAGAUUAAGACCUGCGGAAGUUCGACGUAUUGCUUCUACGAGGAUAGAUUUUCGUCCCGAGGAUAUAAAGAGAUUGACACCUUAAUUUUUGUUGAAUUAUAUUGGUAUAAUAAAUAAUAAGAAACAG
Messenger RNA from Bombus pascuorum, 627 nucleotides. RefSeq names its product conserved oligomeric Golgi complex subunit 4-like. The record is from RefSeq and is a predicted model, not a curated record. The transcript has 3 exons. The coding region runs from base 22 to 585 and encodes 187 amino acids. Lineage: Eukaryota; Metazoa; Arthropoda; Insecta; Hymenoptera; Apidae.